Molecule: messenger RNA, 29109 nt
Organism: Pelobates cultripes (western spadefoot toad)
Lineage: Eukaryota; Metazoa; Chordata; Amphibia; Anura; Pelobatidae
Source: the annotation of a GenBank genome assembly
CUCUCUAUGUGCUGUCUCUUUCCUGACUGUUUUCUCUCAUUAGCUACUAUGUGUAUUAUGUAUGUAUUUAUCCCCAUCUGUCUGCUGUCUGUCAUUAGUUCUCAUUUGUGUGCUGUCUCUCUCCUACCUGUUUGUGAGUUGUCUCUUAUAAGCCCCUAUCUGUGUGCUGUCUCUUUCCUGUCUGUUGUCUCCCAUUAGCUCCAAUGUGUGUGCUGUCUGUUUUUAGCCCCAUCUGCGUGCUGUCUCUCUACUGCCUUUCUCUGUGUGUUGUCUCUCAUUAGCGCCUGUGUGCUGUCUCUCUCCAGCCUGCCUGCCUGUCUGUCUGUAUGUUGUCUCUCAUUAGUCCCUAUCUGUUUGCUGUCUCUCUACAGCGUGCCUGCCUGUCUGCGUGCUGUCUCACUAGCAGUCAGUCCCUCCUCCUGCCCAUUUCCAUAACCCAGGCAGGGCUGGCCCAGUGCUGUGAGAAGGAGGAGAGCUCAGGUCUGGCUUUAUUUCUCUCUCUCCUGCCGAGCAGCCGGAUCAAGGAUUCUUUUGGAUUAAACCAGAACAAGAGGACGCAUUGGGCUUCAUCUCUAAGGGAACCUACACCUCCGGAUAUACAUUUCUCAACAUUCUAUUUUGUAUUAAUUGAUAUUAAGAUCGUUCUAUUUUUUUCUGCAACGACUUGCAGACCCACAGCUUCAUUUUACAUACAGUAUUUUUCUUUAUUUUUUAUUUUUUCCCUUUGGAUUUGCAGUGGGAACAAUCGUUUGUAUUUUUUUUCAUACUAAGGAUCCAUUUACAAGCAGCACCCCCUUUUCCUCCUUGUUACAUUGUAUCCUUGUCCCCUUACUCAGAUCCCCUCUGGUGCUUUAAGUACCCCUGUUCUCCCCCAUCCCAUGAUCCAGCUGUGACAGGGCAGCCCUUGGCAUGUGCUGGGGCACUUGUGGGGGACCAUUGCCUGGGCAUUUAUGGUGUACCCCUGCCUGACCCCCCAGGAUCGCAGCCCCCCCGGAGCCGGAUAUUUCGGUGCAUUUUGGAGGAUCUCCUAGUCCUGAGACUGGCGUAUGUUCCAGAUCGCUUUGGCUUGUCGGAUCCCCGGUCUCCUCCGACCCUCCCGGGCUGCUGCUGCCGCUGGUCCCUGCCCGGCCUCGGAUCCAGGAUCCUUCAUGACUUGCGGGCGUCAUGCACGUUUCUUAGCCGGGAAGCCUUGCUCUCGUCCCGCAUGUUCAGGACCAAACGAUCGCUGCUCGUCCGGAGACUCUGGAGGAGCCGAGCUCCCGGGGAGUUGGGGGAAGGGGAAGCGGAGGGCAGGGUGCAUGGAGCCGGCGGCUGCUGCCCGGGCAGGUCGGCCAAGGUGUCCCGGGCGCCGCUGGGGUCGGAGGCCGAACUGAAGGCGCUCACCCACUCCGUGCUCAAGCGGCUGAAGGAGCGCCAGCUGGAGGGGCUGCUGCAGGCGGUGGAGUCCAAGGGGGGAGCCCGCAGCCCCUGCCUCCUGCUGCCCUCCACCAAGCUGGACCCCCGGUUGGCCCAGCAGCCCUUCCCCCUGCCCCUGCUGCUCUGCAAGGUGUUCCGCUGGCCGGACCUCAGGCACUGCUCCCAGGCCAAGAGGCUGAGCUGCUGCGAGUCCUAUGGGAAGAACAACCCGGAGCUGGUCUGCUGCAACCCGCACCACCUGAGCAGACUCUGCGAGCUCGGUAAGAGGGGACCUGGGGGAGAGGGGAUCACGGGUGGGUGGGUAAAUGUAAUCAUGGGGGAGUUAGAAAAAGGGGACCUGGGUAAAUGGGAAUCGGGGGGGAUCCUGGAGGAGGGGAGCUAGAAGUGGGGUGCACUGUAGGUUUGGGAGAACCUGGAAGGAAGGUAUGGCAGGAUCUGAUGGUUCAGUGUGCGAGCUUGCUAUGACAGGGGUAUAAGAUGCUUCUCAGUGUGACAUUAAGGUAUGGGGGACUGGGGGCUUCUCAGUAUAUCAGUCAGGCACAGGGUCUUGAUGCUGUGUGAGCUAGGUCCAAGGGUAAUCUAAGAAUCCCUGUGUAAGCAAGGUAUUUUGGGGUCUGAGCAAUCCUGAUUGAGACUGUGUGAAUAGGUACAGAUGGAUCUAAUCUGGGGGUACCCAAAAUGUCCCCAUAUUCUGAACACAUUGACCCCUUGUGUAAUGCAUUAACUAUAUUUAUUAUCUCCUGCCUGUUGUCCAUAUUGUGCCAUGUCUAGUGCCCACCUAGUGCCCCUGGCUGUCUAGUGUACACACUGCCUCUGAUUUCCUUGAAGCCUUAAAAGGUGACACGAGGUCUGAAUUACUAGAUAGUGUAUCUAUAAUCUGAGGGCUGGCUGCAUUGCUUUUCUCACAUUGGUACCCAGAAUGGCAUAUUGUGCUGGGAACACUGAUCUUUGAAUGCCCAGUUACUACUUAAUCUGUUUGGCAGAAUCCCUGAUCCAUAUUGGAAGGUUUUGCUGCCUGUAUGUAGAAUAUGUAUUUUAAGAUUAAUCAUGUAAAUAGCUCUGUAUUGGGAUUUUUGAUGGUGUUAAUACUGUCAUUGAAGGAAACAUGACUUGAAUGGUAAGGGACCCAUGAAUUCAAUGUUUAGAGAAUUGUUGUGAUUCUAGAUCCACUGUAUUAUGGCAGAGCAAGAUAGAUAACCCAUCACACUGAUUAACCCAAUGACUGCUACAUUGCAGAGUAUAAAGUCUGUAAAUGGCCAUUUACUAUAUAUUUACUGUUGCAUAUGCAAGCCAUUUCUCUUUACCCUGUACAUCUUUUCAUCUGGCGAGUUUACUGUUGAUAAAUCUGACACUUUUCUAUUAAAGUGACAGAUGUCUCGCCUGUCUGUGUGGAUCAAGACAUGCACUGCAGGGGUUAAUGACAGACCCUAAUUCUUUAGCAUGCAGCAUGCACUGUGUGUUAUGGGGGGAGGGGGUGAUUAAAUGUCAAUCACAUUUCCCAAUUUCAAGCUGUCAUUUACAAAUGAUGGCUUUGUGAUGUAUGAAAAUUAGUCCUGAUGCAAAAAUUCAUGGAACACACGUUAAUAAUUUGUUUCAGUUACUAAUGUGUUAAAUUGUGCAAAAUGGGUUAUACUACUGUAUACAUUAACCCUAAUUGGGGGAAAAUACAAUCCACAAGGGUUGGGGAAAGAGAUCUUUUAAUGGGUGCAUAUAAUAGGUUGCUCUCCUUGUAGAUACUUAGUGAUGGGACCCAGAGAAAGGGGGACUUUAUCCCCCUGGAAUGCUUCCACAGUGUUUAAAUGUCAAUCGGUUUCUUUCCCUUUCCCCUUUCUGUGCAAUGUUAAAUGUGUUUGCAGCUAGAGAGGAUUAUCAAGCAGUCUGGAUCAGUUAGUGAAUUGCAGAGUUGCACUGGGGAGACCUUGCUCAGACAGCCAGAGAGGCAGAUAGCAGUCUACUGGCGCCAGGCGGCCCCUUUUGUUUAUCAGACUGCUAAAAUCAAGGCACACACCGCCUGCUGGCCUGCCUACAACCCCCAUAGCUUACACAAACAGUUUGGCUAAACGAAUACCAGUGUUAUCAUAAGUUUCUAUCUCUCUCUCUCUUUUUUUUUUUUUUUCUCUUCCUUUUUUUUUUUUUCUUCUCAUGGCUGUUACUUUAUUUUUUUCUUUCCCUUUUUUCAUUUCAGAAUCACCCCCACCUCCUUAUACAAGAUAUCCAAUGGAGUUUCUCAAAGCAACUGGUGAGUCUUUUUUUUAAUUCAUUUUUAUAUAUAUUUUUUGUUUCCACUUAAAUGUCUGAUUUCUGAUUUUGGUGACUUGCUAUUUGCGAUGCUUACCUUUUUUUAAAAUCUUCGUGCAUAUAGUUUAUUUUGAAUCUUUAAAUGUGAUUUAAUUAGAUUUUUUUUUUUGGUAAAAAAGUUUAUUUAAUGAAAAUUAAAGUUUAUGUAUUUUCUUUUUUUUUAAAUCCGGUUUAGUGCUACAUUACAAUAACAUUUAUUUUUUAUGGCUGUAUUUUUAACAAAAUGUAACUUAAAAAAAUAUAUAUAUUUUACUUUAUGGUUUUUGUAAGUUUUACCUUAGUAUGCAACUUUUCUGAUUUUUUUUUAUUUAUUUAUUUUUUAUAUAUUGGUUAUCUUUUUACUGCAAGCUGUUGAGACGAAAAUAAAUCAAAUAGGACUUUCUUUUAAAUAAUGUUGGGCAUUUUCCAGUGAUUAGGCGAUAUUGGUUACUGAAAUUCAGUUCUAAUGCCAAUUUAUAUUCUUAGAAAAUCCGCAAACCCCAUGGUUUCUCUCUAAUAACUCUGACGGAUUAUUUUAAUUUCAAAUAUUUCUUGAAAUAAUCUUAUUACAUUUUACGUGUGUAUUCAAAUCCUUCUGCAGCCGCAAAGUCUGGCAGCUCAUUCCAAAGCGGGGACGCAACAUGGCGCUAGAGUGGUUAACAGGUCCUGACGUGCCUGUUACCUCUAAUGAAUGGGCUGCCAGCCAGGGCAAAAGCCCAUUUUAAGCUGGCACCAGCACUGUUGAGUCGCCUGUGUAAAUCUCUCGCUGGCACCUAACUCACCUUGUACUGGAUAAAUAAGACUGGUAUUGUGGGCAGAGGGAUAAGUCUUCUAAUAUAUCGGAUGUGUGCCUAAUGUCAGGGAGUGUCUGUUUGAGUCACCUCAUAUCUCUGUCUAAAGAUGGAUUGUUCCCAAGUAUUGAUUGGAGACCAAAUGUUUUAUUUGUGAUUAUGUCCUAAUGUCACGCAAGCAGUAAACCAGGCUCAUGCAUCAUUUCUGGCUACAAUAAAAAAAAAAAAAAAGUGAUUUACAACUUUUUAACCAUGAUAACAAUGUCAUUGCAUUUCCUUCCUGAACAGAAUAUUGCUUUAAAAUCUCAUUGAUUUUCAGGGAGUUCCUCACUUUAUCGUACCACUGACCUAUCAGCACACAAAUCUUCUGCUUGACAUAUAUACACAUGCCUAAAGUAGUUGACAUCUGUUGGUAUAUGUUACUUAAAAUCAAUGAUGUGUUUCUUUAGUGCAUACCGCAACUGUGCCAAGGAACAAACACUUUUAUUUUAUUUUUGAACACCCCAGCAUUAAGAAUUAGUGGCUGUCUAUUGUAUUUUUUUUUUAUUUAUUUUUUUUAUUGAGUUUCCUGGUUGAUUGCACCGUUUUACGUUGCAAAAGUUUGCAUCACUAUUUUACUUUCUUGAACAGAUUCUGUACAAAGCAGGAUGGUGUGUGCAGGGCGCUGAUGUGUUGCAUAUAUGUAUGUGCAAAAAAAAAAAACCUCCAUGUCUGAGUGUGUCAGUAUGAAAGCAAAAGUUUCUUACACCAGAUGAUAGGAAGUGAUUAAAGCUGCAAAUCGGAAACUAGCAAAUACAAAAUUUACACAAAUAAAAAGUCUUGGGUUUAUUGCUAAAGGGAACAAUAAUGCAGCUGGCUGUCUCAUUGUAUAGUGACAGAUGUCUGGGUGAUUUUGUCAUUAAAUCGUGAUUUUUAACUUUUUGAGCUUUAAUAUUUGGAAUUGUUGUGUUCCUUUUGUGGCUGAAUCAGCAGGCUGUGUCUAAAAGAUUUUAGAUUCUCAAAAAUGUACAUUUUAAAUAUUGGAUGCUUUAAAAAAAAAAAAAAAAAAAAGUAUUAUCUGUUGGGUGCCAAGGACACAUUGUUCUGCAAUGCUUGCUUUGACCAGCAAAUACAGCUCUUAAAUUGGCCAACCUGAGCCUGUGGACAGUCUGUCUGCUAGUCAGUAGUCUGAGUAUCCCUGGUGUUUAUUAUACUUUGCUCUUGUAUUCUGAUGGCUUAUCUUGCAUUUUUAAUCAGCCCUGUGUAGUCUUCUGUCUGUGCUGGUUACAAGGAAACACAGCUGUCUCUAUCAGUUCACUGUAAACUGUGAGACCAGUUUUCUUGGAAAGAAACACUGUAUUUAUAAUGAUGCAUGUUGGGGUGAUGCUUUUAGACAUUAAUUCUUUUUUUGUAUUGACCAAUCAAAUUCUAUAUAUUUCAUACUCUUAGUGGAGUGAUCCACAUAUUGCAUGCACAGCCAAGUAUCGAAGAAGUUAAUAGUAUUAGAGCUUGUGUUUUUUUUUUUUUUUUUAGUUUUUUUUUCUCUCUCAAAAUUCAUUUUGUGUUGUAUUGGGAAGCAGAUUUGUUUAUUUUCUGUGCAAAGAAAUAUAAUUAACCUAAAAAAAGGCUCUAGGGUUUGUUGCAGAGAUUUUAUUUGGGCACACGUUUCAGUGUGUUCAAUCUGUUUAUCUCUUGUUACUAAGUGAGAACCUAAGGAACGCUCUGCAAUAAUAUCCAGUUUGUCAAGGAAAAAGGAACAUGCUUUGCCCUAAUUUCUUUUAACUCUUUGAGAUGCCAGCAAAAGGGGUUAAUGUAUAUUUAAAAACGUUUUUUUUUUUUUUUUUUAAAGUGUAAUUUUUUUAUUUUUCAGCAGGGGAGGUAUAUAUUUAAAAAAAAUAUUUUUAAGUCCCAUUGAACUGAUAUGAGCUAAACUCCCAAAUUCAGGGGCAUAUAUUUAUCUUAAAAUUUAAAGGUGCACUAGUCACCAAAACAACUUUAGCUGAAUGAAGCAGUUUUGGUGUUUUUAUAUCAUGCCCCGGUAGUCUCACUGCUCAAUUCUCUGCCGUUUAGGAGUUUAAUAACUUUGUUUAUGAAGCCUUGGGCACACCACCCGGCAUGUAAACGGCACAGCCUUUCUAAACCCUUCCUGUAAAGAGUCCUCUAAUGUGUGCUUCCUUUAUUGCACAUUCAGUUUCAUUUAAAAUGUCUUAUCUCCUGCUCUAAUGGCCUUCUAGACAUUGCAGGAGCCUCCUGUGUGUGAAUAAAGUAAAAUCUACAGUGCUGGUGAUUUAAUUUUUUUUUUCUAAAGUAAGUUAACAUCUAUUUGAAAAUGAAACACAUUUUUUCAUGCAGGCUGUGAGAUAGGUGUGGCUAGACUGCAUGGACAGAAACAAAUGUGGUUUAACUCAUAAAUGGCAGAUAAUAGAGCAGUGAGUAUUCAGAGGCAACAACUAUACACUAAAAAGCUUCAUUAAGCUUAACUUGUUUGGUGACUACAGUGUCCCUUUGAGUUAGAAACCACAAUAUGACACAGCGCCCCCUUUUGGUUGACAUGAUAAAGAAGCCCGCAUUGGUUACCAGCUGAUGAAAGACUGUGCAGCAAAUACUGUUAGUCUAUAACGCAUCAUUGUCAGCUGGGUUUGGUGUUCCUUGUGAUUGUCUAGGAUUAGACCUACCCACAUUUCUGGACAUACCUGUCUGCGUCUUAGUGAUUUAUCCUUACUUGUUCCUCCCUGGCCCCAAUUGCACCCAGUUAUGGUUUCCCCUCUCUCAAAUGGCAUGUAAAUUAAAACAUUGGUAUUUAGAAAAGAGAUAAGCUGCCAUGCUAUAAUUUGUACUGGGCACAAGGACAAAGAAUGUGUUUUUUAGUUUUUAGUUUUCUAUAGCUGACACAAUGCCAAGUUCCUGAAAUCGUAUAACCUGGGGCAUCGCUACACGUGGGAGUUCAGUUUUUAGUGUCUCCCUUCAGGUCAGCUAAUGCUGCAAGGGGUAGAAGUGUGAGGCUGAAUGCGUUGCAUGAUUUGCUGGCACUAAAACAAUCAUCCCAUUUAGUAAAUGGUCUAGCAUUCUACACUUCUCACAGCUUACCUAACUAGCUAAGAAGGAGCAGAGCCGCUUCCUUGGGACAUUAAAAACACUUCUUGAAGACAUUUAGCAAGUGUACUCUACGGUAUUUCACAAGUAACUCUGCUUCCUGUCUCCCCCAUUGUUUCAACUUCGAUUAAGUGUAUCCUGUUAAACUGUAAAUUCCUGUUUCGGGUUAGUCUUUGCCCCAAUUAACGGAUGAUUGCCUGUACAUUAACCCUUGCAAUGUCGCAACAAUAAGCUUCACCUACUUUGUGGUGCUCAAACAUGGAUUUAUUGUCUUGUUGUGCUUUUUUGUUUUGUUUUUUUGUAUAUUAUUUUUAGAUCUGCUUUGGCAUAUCUUGUUUCUUUUCGGUGAUCAUCUUGGGGAAAGUUUUGAUUGAAAUAGCAAACUCUAUGCUAAUUAAUACAGCAUUCAGUAGAGCUUUGACUAUAACGUUAUAACAUUUGUAAUGUUCCCAAUUUUCCCUCUAAGGAAACAUGCAAACUUCCUGAGGGGACGAGUGUAGGGUGGGGAAAAAUGAGCGAAAACACCUAAAACUGCGCACUUAAGUAAUUAAUUACAUAUGCAUAUUGCUAACCCUUUUGCAGGGCCUUUAGUUUAAAAACUCUUUGGAAAAACAGCAGAAUUUAUAUGUAAAGAUGUGUAACGUGUGUAGGUAUUGUUCUAAUGUCAAAACACAACGUAUUGGUGAACAAGGCUGUUAUUCAUCCAUAUUUCUGAGUAUUUAGAUCUGCUUGCUAAACAUGUCAGGAUUGUGUGAGGGGUAGAGUAUAAAGUCUGCCAUCUCUAUUCCACAAGAAACGUUCUGUCUUUGGCCAUAUUGUUGAGGAUUCUGAAUAGGAAGAGUCAUUCAGGCCCUUUCACCUCUAGAGCGUUAAUUACAUGCUCGCCCAAUCUUGUGUCCAAGUCCAUUUUUGUUUCCAUAAUAAUUUUACCACCAGUUUUAGGCACCUAUAGCAGCUCAUUGAUGAAGUGAGCUGUAUGUAUUUUUGGUGUUUUCUGGGGUUCAGAACAAGGGCCUCACAUCAUGGCUUACUUUGUUGAUACAAGCUGUGUGAGUGCAAGUGGGCAUUAUGUUUUUCAUGCUCAUGGGAAUGAGUUGAAUUUAAAACUAUUUCCGUUCGCAGCUAUUGGGACUGUGAGUAUCACAAGGCUGACUGAAAUUAUCCCACUUACAUCUCUCACAGCUAGAUGGCUGUUAAGUCUUGUGAUUUAUUUUGUUUAUUUAAUAUGGGUAAUACUUGAUAGGGUUUUUUUUUUAGGUUCCCAGCAUGCUUCUACUAAUGGAACCCCUAAUCCCUGAAAGUAGCCUUCAGAAAGCUUUGCAGUGUGCUACCUACAAUGUGGUGCUUUAUGACAUGUAUGGUUGUGUUUCCCAUAUAUUAUACAAGCUGCAUAUCACCAAUUGUAGUGAUAGAUCUUCUCUUGGCUCUAUUGCAAUGUGUGUACUUAUAAAUUUAUUGUAAUUCUGUAUCAAAAUCUCAUAGAAUCCUGCAUUUAUGUUUUUUUUUCUUGUUUUUUUUUUUCAGCAGACCCGCCAGACUCUGCACCUUCCUCCACUGAAACAGGGGAAACAAAUUACUUGGCCCCUGGGGGGCUAUCAGGUGAGCUUCUCAGCUGAUCAUAAUUUAUACCAGGGGUGUCCAGUCUUGGCCCUUAUGCUGUUGGUGGACUGCAAUUCUAAAAUUUCUGUUAGUGUUGGGACUGGUUGUCUGAAAACGGCUUGACUCAUCCAAGAUUAAACAACCGUGAACAUUAAUUAUAUCCCUAUACUUUUCAUAUCUAAUUCCAAAUAGUUGCACUGGGUGUUUUGGGCGAUUUUUGUAUACAUACAUAUUGGUGCAUAUUACAAUAUAUUUUGUCUGAGCCAUGCUUCUAUAAGACUAAAAUGGUUAUAUGUUUGGUGCAAACUUUUGGUUUAUCCUUUUUAAUUUCAUUGUGUGCAGGCAGGGGGUGGUCUUCUCCGACUCAAUAAAUGGAAUUUUGCAGCUGCCGUAACCCAAAGGCUAGCACUUUAUUUUACUAGACAACAUACCACGGAGUAGAAAUGGAGGUUGUUAAAACUGGAUUGGGUGACUUAAUUAGGCUGUUAUGAGUAUGCAGGCCCUCAUCAAUAGGGGGGGGGGGAAGGAGAAUCAAAAGCAGAAAUAGCCAGUAAAUUCUUAAGUCUUCAUUAAGAAUUUUGCCAAGAGGCCUCAGCAGUCUGUGUAUUUAAGUUCCAGAUGUCAUUGUUAGCAAGGAACUGAGGGAUAAAAAAAAGUGUAUUAUUAUUAUUAUUAUUUUUUUUUAUAUAUAUAUAUUUUUUUUUUUUAAAAUACAUUCAUAAUGGGGAACCAUGUUUUGUCUCUGUGUGACUAUAUUAGUGUCUGCCUCCUGUAUGGGCUACAUCUGUCUUAAGUUGUCAGAUUGAUCUGAGGGUGAUGGAAGUUGAAUCUUCAGCAGACUAAAGUCGUCUUUACCUAGUGUCCCCUGGACUCGCUUCACCAUUAUGUCUAUUGCUCCUAUUUUGCUUAAUAGACCAUUGAAUGCUUUCACAGAUUUUGGAAAUGAAUAUACUGGGUAUUUUACCUUGAUUAACCCAUUGUGCAGGGUUUAUUUUUGUAUUUACACUGUGCGCCUGUGGUGUUACUUGCUUUGGGGGUUGGGGUUUGGAGUUAAUGGAAUGUCCUGUUUAAUGCCACAUAAACGUCCACAUUCCAUUUGCCAGUUCAUUCAGGAUAAGGACUUCAAGGCAGAACUGGGACAUUUUCUGAGUGUUUAUCCCACAUGGAAUAACUUCAGGGCAACCCUGGCUUUUGAAAGGUGGGAGUAGAAAGUUUUUGUUAUUGAUAACAUCUCAAAUGUCUAGCCUGCUGCUGGGGAAGCAAAGAAAGGAGAGGAUUGUGCUGUAGGAAUUAACACAGACUAAAGUGAAAUACCUUAUUAAUAUUUUUUACAUUUUCCGCAUGGCAGAGGGAGCGUGCUGCUUUGGAAGUUUGUCAUUGCUCACAGUUAAGGGGAGAUCACUUGUGUAAUUUAAUCUGAAGGCCAGAACUCGUGAAGUCAAGGUUUUUCUUGUUUCAAAACACUCCUCCCCCACCCCACCCCACCUUUUUUCCUUUUCUUUCUUUCUUUCUUUUUUUUUUUCUGUCUUAAGUGUUUGUGGGGAGACUGUGGAGCCAACAAAGGCUUUAAGGAGGAAUUUCGAGUUAUGGAAGGAUUUUAUGGGUGUAGCUGUAGAAACUUGUAUAAAGUUCCGUAGAGGAGCGCAUAUAACUAAAUGGUCAUGAUUUGGAUGCUGAAAUGGUGACUAAACCUAUUUUAUAAGCACAAUAAAUGCUGCUGUGGAUCACAAUUCCCAUCAUAACUUGCCUGGGCUUAUUUUCCUCCAUAUUUAUAAAAGACCCUGUUAAUGUUGUCUUGGACAAAUUGUAAGAAACAUUUGCAUUUAAGUAAAUUUUACGUUUGGGUUAGGACUAUAAUCAUCUGGUAUUGUAGUGUUUUUAUCCGUGUACUAAAAAUGCAUAGGAAUUCCCAGGUUCCGCUAUCCACAGUUAGGUGCAAGUAUUUAAUUUAUGAAGCACCAACAUAUUGUGGAGCAAUGUACAAUUAAGAAGCACAACAUGGACGCCAUAUUUGAGUUGCAUGCACAGAGCAUCAGUCAGAAGCCAUUUUUUUUUUCCCGUAGUCUACACUGUGUUAACAACCCUUGAGUCCCUGCUAAUCUCUUGUAGUUGACAUUUCCUGCUUGACUAUAGGUAGUUUGUGCACCUGCAAGCUAGUAUUGCCUUGAGAAAUGCUUUUAAAUUUACCAUUUUUACAUUGGUAUCUUUGUGACUGGCUGUUAUUUAUUGCUUGUUCCUAAAUUCUAGAAGUCUCAUGUACAGUUUUUGUUUCACAACACUGGUACUUUUCCCAAAAUGCCCCAUUCUGUCCAUUCUUACUUUUUAGAAUUAAGAGGUUUGUGUGUAUCUGCGAGGGCUUAUUUAUUGACAAGCUGAUAAGUGUUGAUUCAUGAACGAAUAUUGUUAACUAUGCAAGUCAUGAAACUGCGCCAAGUCCCCUCCACAUGAAAGGGCAUUUGUUUUACAUUAAGUCUGAUUUACUAGUGGCCUUAUUCAGAAUGGCUGCAUAUUUCUUUUAAUGUUCAACCCCAAGAGGCAAAAGUACGAGGCUGUAGGAGACCCACACAAAAAAAAAAUGGGUUGGGGGUUGGAUGUUAGUGAUCAUUUGCAAUACUUGUGACUCUUCCUUUUUGUUUUAUGUAUCUUAGUUGUUUUGUGGGUUCUUUUAAUUGUUGUGUGAAUUUGUCACUGCUGAUUUUAAACGUUUUUGAAUAUUAACAUUUUGAUGCGAUCUUUACAUUGACAAUGAAGGCUCAUAUAUGACCCUUAAAAAGCAGAUUCUUUUAAAAGUCUCUAAAUUGGUUGUAAAAAAAAAAAAAAAGGUCUUUCAUGUUAUUAAGGAGAAAUCUUUUUUUCAAUGCUUCUUAUCCAUACGCAGAAAAAAGAAUUGGUUUUGUAUGUAAUGUUGGCAUUCCCAGAAUCCUUUGCAAGACCAGUCUUUUUAGAGUGACCAUAGCUACUCAAACUCUUACAUUCCAAAAUAAUAAUAAUUUUUUUUUUUUUUUUUUUUUAAUCUUUUGUAUUUUGAAUCAUACUUCAAUCCACACACUUUACCAGACAAGGCUGCUGUCUCUGUUAACAAUGUGAUGCUUAUUCAUGUAAGACAGUAGACACCUAGAAACCAACCCCACAGAUAGUGACAACUUUUAUUGUUUUCAGUGAAAAAAGUAAAUUCAUCUUUAGUGUACUUUAUUUUAAGGAUCACUAAUAAGUGAAGCAUUAUGAGAUGGGGUGGAGGAAAGACUAUGCCAUCCCUUUUUAUUAACCAUUUCCCCACCUGAAGCACGUGUGUGUGUGUGUGUGUGUGUGUGUAUAUAUUAUAUUUUUUGUGUGUGUUUGAGGUCCUAAGUAUAUAGACUUAGCAGGGAAGGAAGUAGUGGAGUGUGUCUCUGUCACCCAAUUACACCUAUUUAUAUAACACUAACAUAUUCCGCAGCGCUGUACAAUAGGUGAACAAGACAUGUUUGACAUACGAGAACAGUAGGCAAAGAUUGCCCUGCCCAAAGGAGCUCACAAUCUAAAGACAAUGGUUUCAGUAAUACUGUUUUGCAAGAAACCUGAUGGAGAAGUGUGAGUUUCUUCUUAAAUUAUAGUAGCGCAUUGCAGUGGAGUUGAAACGGUGAACAAAAAUUGCUUAAAUAAAGUAGGUGUGUGUUUUAUAUAUAGACUUAUAAUAUCAGGGAAAAAGUAGACAAAUGAGAACCCAGGCUCUAUCCCUUCCCUCUAGUUCCUGGCUGGGCCUCGCAGCAGUGAGCUGCUGGCUUAAUGAAUGGGGCACAGUUCAGGGGGUGGAAGGAGGGUCGGGACGGGAGGCUGGAGCCAGAGACUUGAUUCCUUUGGCAAAGGAAGAAAAAAAUGUGAAUGCUAAGUUCUAAUCCCUGGAGGGCCCCUCACAAAAGAACUGGUUCCUCCUGGAAAGCGCAAAGGUGACCUUUAAUUCACUUGAGCUGCCCUUUAAUGUUGUCUAUGGAACUAACCCCCCUUGCUUUUUCUUCUCCUAAAAGAAGCUCAAUUUGGUACAGAGAGAACUUGCUGGGUAGCUACUUAACCCCCAGUGUGCUGGCAUAAGGCAAUUGUCUAACAUCCCCGUGGCACAUUCACAGUUAAAAAUGCCUGCUUUUUCUCUUUUAACCUUUUUGUAGGACCAAGGCAGGAGCAAUAGUUAGUUAUACGACUUUAUUUAAGGAGUGCCACAUGGACCACAAGCUGGUUAAGGUGGGAGAUGUCCAACUAUAACUGCGGCAAAAAUUAACAUGGGUUCCGUGUCUUGUGUGGAGUGAUUAAAAGGUUUGAUUCUUCUAGGCAUUCUGCGUUUGGAGAAACUCAGGCUAGUUAUGUCUUCCUUUGCUGGCACUCAAUAGGUUAAACUGGCUUGUAUUUUUUUUAAGUUGAAUUACUGACUUGAGAAAGGAAGGGUGUGUUCCAUGGUACUAGAUUCAUUCUCAUGCUCUUAAAAUUCUAUCCCACUCCCUUUACGUACGUAAGUGAGCUUAGUCAAAAAGUCCCAACCAGUUCUUAAUGUAGGACCCACCAAAAUGAGGUGAUUGGCCUACUGCUAGCUUCAUCCAAUAUUUUUUCUUUCUUUUUUUUUUUUUUUUUUUUUUUAUUCCCAGCUGUCUACAAUUGAAAUUGUACUAUAUAUAUAUUCACCAAUCUGCAAUAUAGUAGCUGGCAAGGCAAGGUUUGAUCUCAGGUGGUGACUUUCAACCCAAAGAGAGCUGAAACAUUACUCAGGCUCUACCUAAAUGAGAGAAGAUCAAAAAGGAUGAUCUCUUGUGGGCUAACCAGUAGCUAUUUUUGAAUUUAGCUCCCAUUAUGCCUUAUUUGAGUACUUGUUCAACAGCUGGAAGCCUACUUUAAUUCAUCUUCUCUUUAUCAAACAUGGAGGGCUCCAAGCGACAAUGAAAUUUGUUUUCGAUGAAGAACCGUUACAUAAACUUUCCUAAUUAAAAUAACAAAGUGAGAGAAACCCAAAAAGGAAUGGAAGUUUUUCUUUGCAUUUAUUCUCUUUCUGAUGACCGGGAGUAUGCGGAGAGCUAUGGUGUGGGCAAAGCAAAAUGUACCGUGUCCCCUGACAAGCGAGGUUAUUGGGGGUUAAUGGCAGGAUGACAGAAUAAAGGCUUUGGAUGAGACUAGGCUGUCUGCCAGGCUGGGUGUAUUGCUGAAAAGAACACAUCAUCUGACCGUUGCUGUAAGAGGCCAGGCCAGCGAAGAGGAGGGAACAUGAGACUUGGCAAGAAUUGUGUGUAGCUUUUGGCCUAGGAUACUCCUUCUUGUACCUGCCCCUUUCCUGGCACAGACAUUUUUCAAGCAGCUAGGGUGGGCUUUUGAAGACUAAGGGGGUUAUUUAUCAGACACAAGCAGGAUUAACUUUUCAUUUAUGUUCUUAGAUGAAUAUGAUACUGCUUUCUUUACUCUCCUAGUUUGCUUUUAUUUUUACUGUCCUUGUACUCCUCCCUAUUCAUCCUAGAAACGUUAUUUUGUAUAUAUCCCUUUAAAUGGACACAAUAUUGCCCGCUUUUGAUUCCUUUAUAUACCGGCUUACAGCCUUUAAGUAAUGUAAGGUAGGUUUUGGAUUGGUGUAGUUGUCUGCUAGUUCCCCAGCACUAAAAUGUUACACAUUAUUUGUGUUUAGAACUCUUAUCUCUUUUCAGAGAAAUCUUUCAGAUCUGUUAGUACCUAUGUCUGUAUUGUAGUGAUACAGCCCUCAGCUAUUUGUGGAUCUCCGACAAAAAAAACCAAGUUAUAAUGUUGCAUCUUUAUUAAAAAAACAAAACAAACAAAAACUUUUUUAAAACAGAAAACAAAUGCCUAUUUUUCUUUUCUUUUCUUGCACUAUUUUCUGCCACGCUACGUUUUCAACGUAGUAAAGAGCCAGUUUCUGUUAGCGCCUCAAUCCGUUUUAGAUGUAUUUGUUUGGCACCUGGUGGAUCUAAUGUUCCCAAGGUCCAUAAUAUCACAUGACCUCCUGCGUUGUCGUCUACGUGACUGCACAGUUUGUAAGGUGAACAUCAAAUUCCUGCUUGGUGCCGUCUCCCAGUGACCCGGGAAUGAGCCGUCUAGGAGAACACUGUAAUAGGCCAUAGAGAGGUCACUGCCAACACUGGGAUUAAAUAACCCACGCAGCAGUCUGGCUGACUGCACCAGUGUCAUAGAACAGCUUCCUUUUCAAUUUUAUUUUCAGCUGCGAAGAUAUGGGCUCCUGAACCACUGCCUCAAUUUAGUUGUGAUACACGAAUAUAAAUAAAGUGCACGUUGACAAUCUUUCACUGGAUGCCAUUUGCUUUAAAAAGACCACAGUUUAACCCUUUGUUGUACCGGGUUAAUAACGCACUUAUCAAAGCAGAGCAGGUUUUGCAAGAGAAUAUAUGUUGAAAAUUUUUUAUGUAACUAAUGAUAAUUGGGCCUCCUUUAAUGUGGGAUGUGUAGAUUGUUCCAAAUUCUCAUUAACCAGUGCGAAAAUAAACAUCCCAAGACAAGCAGUCUCUCUGCAGAGGGGAGGAUAAUGCUGCAAGACAAUUUAAUGUCACUUGUGAAUAAAAUAUUUGAAAGCAUGAGUUGUAGGAUAAUUGCUGUGCCAACAAACUGGAAACGUUUUUUUAUCUGCAGAGAGAAAGUUGGUUGCUUGUAUGAAAUUACCCAUAAUAGCAUGUGCAGUCUGCAGUGUAAUGUAAUCACUGAUUCUGUGAAUGAGUCCAUCACUGUAUAGCAGCAAUGGCCAACCUUUGGCAUUCUGACAAUUGAAGACAAAGGUUUCCCUGAUAGUUUGCUCAAAUUCUCAAAGGAAAUAUUUAUUUUUGCACACUUUGUUUGGUGACACUCUUUCACCUUGUUCGUUAACAGAACAACAGACCAGAGCAGAAUUAGCAUCAGUGCAUUGUUAAAAAAAAAAAAAAAAAAAAGUGCCAGAAAAAAAUGCUCUUAAGAAAGAAUAUAAAAAGCUUUUAUUCACUUGGUGAAAGAGUAAAAAAAAAAAAAAUUCCCAGUUCGGGAGUACUUUAUUUUAUUUGUAUUAUUUAAAAAAAUAUUUUAAUAGUGUGGGUCACCUCUAGUUUAAAGCUGCUGAAUGCCUUAUUUUUUUUUUCCUUUGACUCUCAAUUUACUAAUGGAUCUUUCAUGACUUUUUCAGCUUCCUUCCCCAAACGUUGAGGCCAAGGAAGUUAUUGGCUAGGAGCUCAUUUUGGUUUGGCUGCUUUACACUCACACGGGUUCCCCACCCAGAGUUAUUAUCCUGGGUUUUAGCUUCUAAAAGUUAGACUUUUAAGAGUUUGCUCAGCCCUUAGCCUUUCACCUCCCUUUUACCAAAAGAUUUGGUGAAUUCAACCACCAUCACCAUCUCUUCACCCCUCCCCCAUUUAUUUAGUUUGGCAAGCGGACAUGUGUCAAGUUAUUUUUGCUGCCCAUUAAAUAAAGCACUCUUUGUUUUAUAUCAAGAGUGUCUCAAAAGCUAACUUUUAUAGGACUUAUUGGCACACUGUUUAACUCCAUCUGAUGUGAAGUAGAACAGCUGGUUAACCAAUAAUGUUCUAGAUGUUUUCUAUAGGCUUUUAUUGAUAUAUAAUUUGUCAUAGCUUAUUGGUGCAAAGAUUGAAGACUAAAGCUAUUCAAACAUAAUUCUUUGCUACACCUCCCCUCCCACACUUCUGUUACCUAAACGAAUGUUUGUUUGAAAUCUACAUUAUUCAAAUUGCUUUAAGCGUGACCCUCCCACCACUUUUAUGCAGCUAAAUGCUACCCAAAAUGCUUUUUGUGUCAUUCCCACCAAUUCUAUUCAGCUAAAUGUUUUGAGGGCAUCUAUGGUCCGUUUAAAGGUGGAUGGAAAAAAAAAAACCUAAUUCAUCCACUGAUGUUGAACUUUUCACGAAAAAUGGUUUGUUCGUUUAAUUUGUGUGUCCUUGGUACGCUUGCCUUAUUAAGUAAAAAUUAUUCUCCCACCUUUUUCCCUCUGUCCUUUGGGCGGGUUUGCUUGUGUACGCUAGAUCUAAAUGGCUUGUUUUGUUCCAUAAGAUUAAUCACACAUAAAGGCUAGACUUUGCCCAGCCACAGUCUAAUCCAUAACAAUAGCUUACCAGCAGCCGACUUUUGUCUAACUCCCUGCUAGUUACGGGUCCUUAGAGUUCAUUAAUUAGAACCAAGUGGGAAAUAUGCUGUGCUGCUGUUGAUCUAAGUACAGCGCGUUGGGUAAACUCGCAUUAACCCCUUCCGCCUGUGUUCUCGCUGAAGCAGUCACGUCAUUAGCCUUUUUCCCCAAAAGGUGUGAUUUAAUGUCCCCAGUUCAAACUACAGUGCAUCAUAAAUUAACAAACGCUUAUAUUAAAAUACUUUAGUAGAAAAUAAAUAUAUUUAAAAAAAAAAAAAAAACUAAGCAAAAUUAUUUCGCCACAAGGGCAUGUUGGGUAUUGUUGUCAGACACAACUUCAGGGCUCGCUCGUGCCCUGUUAGGACAGCUGAUUGUAACUCUCAUAGAGAAGUUUGAAGAAUACAGUGUUUUGGUUGUCCAAGGUUUUUCAUCUCUUCUUCAUAGAACAGUGAUGGCUAACUUUUAGCGCUGCGGAGAGGUUGUGGUCUCUAAUCCCAUGAUGCUUGGCAGCCUAUAGGUUGUAGUCCACAAACAAGAUUAGCCAUCACUGAUACAUUCCACAGCCAGGCCUGGUGAGAAGAUAACACAAAGGCUUGGAGAAUUGAUGAGAUAAUCAGUGUGGAGCACGUGCUGUGGGAGGGGAAGGGGAGGGUGAAGGCUGUCAAAAUGAGUUUGCAACACUAUUUAGGCACUGCAUCAAACACUGCGAAAACUGUUGAUGCUGGUCCUGCGUCAAUUUAUUCGUAUUAUACAAAUAAUCAAUUUCAUUGAAUGACAGCUCACGUGAGUUGAGUAAUUGAGGACUAAAAAGCCGCAUAGUUGUGCACAUGCAAAGUAAUAAUGACUGUACGCAAGCGCCAAAAUGGUCUAGACUAGAGAAUAUUUAAACAUUAAAGUUGUAGCCCUAACUUGCAGCUAGCUAUGUAAUUAUUAAAUAUUAAAUAAGGGAUGGAAACUUUUUUUUUAUUUCAUUUUUUUUAUUUAAAAAAAUAAAUAAUUUUCCCCCCUCUUUCAAGCAGGUAAUUUCCUUUUCGCUAUUGAAUGGCAUAGGGGCUUUACCUUACAAUUUUAUUAGAGUGCAUGGCUGUCAUUACAACUUUCAUGUAGGCUGAGUAUUCUGGGAGUUGUGGUAAGAUAGCCCCCACUUUGUAACUGUGGUGCUUUAUAGUGAAUUCAUCUUAAGGCCACAUUAAGCAAGUUGAAGAAUGUUUCCAACUUGCAGAAUUUGGCUCAAAUACAUUUCUAUCUGUUUAGUGAAUAUGCCCCUUAAUUUAGAUCUUUUUACAGUAUUUGUGUGUUCUUCUGAAGAAUAGAAAAUGGCAGAGUUAAUGUGCUUAAAGAUUUUUAGUGAUAGCCAGUCUCUGGCUUCAUUGUCCUAGCACCUUGGCAAUAAAAUCUUUAACAAUGCACCCUUUAGGUCAAUACAUUCCUUAAAGCAUGUAAUCUGCUGGAACCCACCCUUUUAAACAUAAACAAGCCGCAAGGGGUGCUGGAAGGGGGAUGAAUGGAGCUGUUUCUCCUAGGGUUAAAUAAUCAUUACCAGGACUGACAACCUCUUUCUUCUCUGUUUUCCUGUAAAACCUAACUUCCUCAGCAAAAAGGAUUCUCUGCUUGUGUUCAUUUAAAACUACCUUCUCAGUCCUGGGGGCACAGGCUUUGUUAAACGGAGCACAUCACUAUCACGUUUGCCGCAUCUGCCUAACUUGCCACCAUUUUUAAAAGGAUCCCACCACAUUUGUGGGAAAGAAAGGCAUGAUCUACUUGGAUGCAUUUGCUGUACUUUAACCCUGACGUGAGUGUUGAGAGCAAAUUUAGCUUAUGUUGGUAGAAGCUGUUUUGACGUUAGUCUCGAUAGAGCCUGCACAGUUGGGUAUUAGCCUGCAAUGUGUUUCUGAUCUGCCUGUCGUGCCUUCUGAAUAUUAAGUCUUGAUCUGUAACGGUCGUAUCCACCCCCUACCCCACCACAUAAAGCAGAGCAUGCAUAGUCGCACAUACAGUAUCUGGAACACAUAUAAUUUUUAUUUUUUAUUUUUUUUUGGUGACCGCCCCCUCCGCGUGCUAGUGCUUAAUGGUCAUUGGAUGGUAUGACUGCUCCAUCGAUACAGAUGUUACAAAUUAGAAGAUUCCUAUUUCAUUAAAUGAUAUCCCUUAAGCAAAGAUCUCCCCGUAGCACAUUGUUUGAGCAGUCCUGCGGGGUAUCUUCCUUUUUAUUGCUGCAAUGGCAAUCCAUGAUCACUGCAAAUUGUUUAAAGUCUAUACCCCAUGCUUGAUUUCCUGAAGCAUCAUGGGAUAUGGUUGUGCCACAUUAAAUCACUACAUGAAACCUAUAGUUAUUGGGUCGGAUAUGUUAGACCUUGGCCUAAAAACAAUGUCUUUUUUUUUUUUUUUUUUUUUAUUCCCAACAAAACUGCUUGUUAAUGUCUGGUUAGUACCUAUUUUCUUAUUAACCAUGAACCAACGCGUUCUAAAGCAGAUCUACAAUAAACAAUGUUACAUUACACAGCAACUAAGCUGUUUUAAAUGUAACCGGUAUUUUUUUUUUUUUUUUUUUUUUUUUUUUUUUUUUUUUUUUUUUUUAUGUCCCUUCAAAACUUUUUAAAGGCUCUGGGUCAGACAAAAUCUCUUAGAUCAUUACAUACCUGACACAUCCGUGGGUUUGAAGGAGUUAAUCAUUAUUUCUACGGCAUCCUUGAUUAUCAUCCAGCUAAUUUAAGGAAUUCUAGCUAUGGGUUAUACAGAAUAGACACACAGAAAUUCUCUGUGCUGUGGGGAACAUUUUGCAAUGGAAUUUCCACCCUCCCUGGUUGCAAAGCCGGUGUGAGUGUGUGAGAGAGUACGUGUGGAUGUGAAUUUAGCAUGUGCUUGGGAGACGUGAUUAGAUUAUAAGGCAGACAGAACUAAUGAUUAACUUUUUCAGUCUGCAUACCGUCUCCAGGCUGGCUAGUACUGCUUGGAUGUUGGUUGAGUGCAUUUUUUUUCUCUCCUACAUAUUGUGUCACAGCUUAGUAUUGUACUGCAAAGUAAGACCAAAGAUUCUGCAUUUAAAAGGCUCGCACUGGAAGUCUCACAGGCCAUACAUCAGCUGACUUAGAUUAAUGAAGAUGUAUUUUUUGUGUGUGUGUGUUUGUUACCUUUUUUGAAAGGUGUUGAGGUGGGGGGUAGAAUGUUCAGAGAGUAUAACUUCAUGCUAAAGGAUCCCUUGAUGUAUUUUUUUUCCCUUGUAUAAAAUGAGCUUAAGUUAGUCUACUUUACCCCCCCUCCCAAAUUAUUACCCAUACAUCUUGUCAUUCUUUUUAAAUAGUGUCUGUGGAAAACCAACCGCACGCAUGGUGAUAUGCAUGUACUGUUUAUUUAGAUUUGAGGUAGAAGCGUCAGCACAGGGCUGUCAUCCUUCCAAGGAAAACAUGCAAACCACAGCUCAAACCAUAGAAUGCUAAAUGGAAACCCUCAAAGGGUUAAAUAUUGGCAUCCAAAGUUUAUUUUUUAUUUUAUUUUUCCCCCUUUUCUUUUUUCCUUUUCAAAAAAAAAAACCACAUCUGUCCCAAAUUUUAGAUUUGCUUACUUUUGUUUCCCAUAACAUUGUAUUGAGUGUUCAGAAAAGUUGGGGCGGGGAACUAACAUUUUGCUGAUUCGAGUUAAGCACGACCACAUCCACUGUAAGGAGAACCACAGCACAAACCCACAAAUCAUGGCACUGUCCUGUGUAAUUUAGGUUCAAAAUAAGAUGUCUGUAAGUUUCAUUAUUUAAAGAGGGUAUCCAUGGUUUUUAUUUUCUCCUUAAAUAGAAACUGUGCACGUUUUUUGUUUUCUUUACUUCAAGACACAGAGCAGCCACCUUGGAAUCUUAGAUGACCAAUGAGUACUGCUUGCAGCCAUCUUGGAUUCUUAGAUGGUCAAUUGGUACUGCUGGCAGACAUCUUGGAUUCUUAGAUGACCAAUGAGUACUGCUGGCAGCCAUCUUGGAUUCUUAGAUGGCCAAUGAGUACUGGUUGCAGCCAUCUUGGAUUCUUAGAUGGCCAAUGAGUACUGCUUGCAGCCAUCUUGGAUUCUUAGAUGGUCAAUUGGUACUGCUGGCAGACAUCUUGGAUUCUUAGAUGACCAAUGAGUACUGCUGGCAGCCAUCUUGGUUUCUUAGAUGGCCAAUGAGUACUGGUUGCAGCCAUCUUGGAUUCUUAGAUGGCCAAUGAGUACUGGUUGCAGCCAUCUUGGAUUCUUAGAUGGCCAGUGGGUACUGCUUGCAGCCAUCUUGGAUUCUUAGAUGGCCAGUGGGUACUGCUUGCAGCCAUCUUGGAUUCUUAGAUGGCCAAUGGGUACUGCUUGCAGCCAUCUUGGAUUCUUAAAUAAGCAAUGAUACCUACUGUUGGCUGAACACAGUAUAUCUAAGUUGGAUAUCACAAUAUUUUUGCUGUCUACCAAUAUGUUUUAUUUCUAUAUAAGUUUACUAUAUUGGCCUACUUUUGUAGGAUGUGUUUGCACUGAUUGAGGUUUGCAAAUAGAAAUUUAAAUCUUACAUUAAUAUAUGUAGGUACUGUCUUCACCUCUUAAUUAUCAUUAAUGGCCCUUUUUCGCAUUUAAAUACACGGUGUGUUCUGAUCUUUAUUCCUAGCCCCUCAAGCCCUUUCCUAUAAUCCCUUGUAAUUGUUCGAGAUUGAUAGUGGCCCAGGGUCUAGCUGUCUCUGUGGCAUAGGAGGCACUGCGUCCUAUAUUUUUUGUUCCAUACAUUUUAACUUCGUCUUUUGUCAGCACGUGGCCAUUGUUUUACAAACCGAGCUUGGGUGCCGUUGCCACUAUUCUUUGCAGGUGUGAAUGGGUUAAUUUAAUUGCUUUUAAAUCAUUUGGAUCUCCCAGACUGUCUUGUUAGCUGUAAUUUUGGUUUCAAUGUAGCACAAUACAGCCAGUUCCUGGCAGACAGCUUGCAGCUCUCUUCUGCAAGUUCUUUAUGUGCUUGUUUGUUUUUUCUUGUCGUUCUUAACCCCUUUAAGGUUUUUUUUUUCUGUUUGUUGGCAGAAAUCUUCUUUCUUCUCUCGUAACCCAAUCAGCUCCCCAUCUCUUUCCGCUGUCAGCCUAGAAUUGUACAAGAAAUUUUUCCAAAGCACACUUUGAGAGUAUGAUGGCGGAAUGUUGGCCUCACCUCUGGUGCCUAAUGGGUUAAAAGGCGUAUGGUUAUUAUAUUAAAUUAUAGUUGUAUUUAAUGUGUGUGUGUUCUUGAAUUGUUUUUAUUCCCAAUGGUUAAAAGUCCAUCAUUUAUCAUGUUUUUUUUUGCAUUAUUUUUAUUUUUGUAAAGCCACAGCCCAAGAUGUAUUGUCAUUAUUUCUGCAAAGAACUUUUUGUCUUAACCUUUUGAUUUGCAGAGGGGCGUUUUGGCUGCUGGUCGUUUUGGCAGCAGAGAGUUAAACAAAUUCUGAACAUCACACAUACUGUAAAUAUAUUGUGAAUGGGAUUUGGCUUCCUUCAAGAGCCCACCCUUCCUCUAAGGCAUUUUGCUAUUAAGCAGAGUUUUUACUUCAGCCUACAAAGAGAGCACUAUAAUUUGCAUGGCUGAUGAGACAUUGAAUUCUGGGACAGGAAGUUAAAAUGUUUCUAACCACUGGAGACAGGCAGACAAGUGGUUUGUUUAGUUACAUGCACUUUUUUUCUGUCUCCGACAGUCACAAAAGGACUCCUCUGCACUGUGGUGAAAUGGAUGAGUUUAUUUAUUAGUCAAGUCACCAACUAUCCUCUUUUUAGAGUUACAAUCAAAGGAACAAUUAACCAAGUUUUUUUGUCUUGUCCUUUUAACCCCUUUCUCUAACCUCCAAAAAAAGUCAACAUACAUCUAGGUCUGUGACUCUUCCAGUAGAAUUUAAAGGGACACGAAGCACCAAAACUACUACAUCUUAAUGCAGUGGUUUUGGUGUGUGUAGAUGUUGCCUUUUUCCUGACAAUAUAAAUAUUGCCUUAAAUUUUUUUUUUUUUUAAUUAUAUAUUUUUUAACAUUAGAUUGUUCCUUUAAAGUGUCCUAUCUAAGGGAAAUAACAUUUCAUGUUUAUAUGUAUUUAUAAUAUAUAGUUUGGUAGUUGUCUGGGGGGGAGGAAAAAGUUCCAUGUCAUUGAAACUUUGGUAAAAUUCAUUCAUGAACUGCGUUCAGUCAUCUUAUAAUGAGCUGUUCAUUGCAAGCCAGGUUGGCUUACUUUUCUGUGCUUUACCAAUUAAAUAAGUCUUUGUAAGUGGCCAUGAGCUACUUGUAAUGUGGGAUUCAGUAAUGCAUACACAAACACACAGAGACUAGUCUACCCACUCUCCCCCUUAUUUCCAGGAAGGGUCGCUUUCAUGUUGGGGUGUGGGAAUAGGAAAUGAAAAUAAGCACACACAAAAAUCUUUUUUUUUUCUUUUUUUUUUUUUUUAAGGAAUUUGUGGCGGUUCUUAUGUUCGUAAGAAUUUGAUUUUAGUCUGUUGCUUCGAUCGCUGUAAAGAGCAAUCCCAAAGGAAAGUGGCCUGCAAAUUUAGAUUAGUAUAUGUCUUUCAAUUUUCUUUUUCAUUCUUAUUUUACUGAACAUUUGGAGAGGCUUUUUUAUUUUUCUGUUUAACGCUACAUUUUGUGAUGUUAUAAAAUAAGGCCCUGUUGUAAGGGUUUGAGUUCUCUGUACAUUUUUAGGGGUCCAAUAGAUCAGUGGUUCCCCACCCAGUCCUUAAGUACCCCCUAACAUUAAAGGAUUUAAGGAUUACUUAAUUGUGUCUAAGGUGGAUUUGGGGAAACUAAAAUAAAAAAAACACUUUAGACACCACAGGGAAUCCAUAAAUCCUGGACUGUUAGGGGGUACUUGAGGACUGGGUUGGGAACCCCUGCAAUAGAUCGUGGGUUAGCACUAUCUGAGAGUUUAAACCGUUUAAUGCAUAGAAAGAUGUCUGUAUACAAAAUAACUUGAUUGUUUCUAGAGGAAUACCAAUACCCAUCACGCCUCCAAAGUAAUGAUGGUGCUGCAGUGUUGUACACUUGACAGUAGGAGGCAGUAGAAGGGUCUAAGUUUGGACCACCUGGUUGGUUGGUGAAACCGAACAAGGGCAAGUUAUGCACUGUAGGUACCCUCUAGGAUUGACUGGGGAAUACUACACCAGCUAAUGCCAUGUAGAUAUGAGUGUGCGCACAUAAAAUAAACCACCCUCCAAAAACCACAUUUAAUACUAUAAAGUCAGCAUAUGGAUUCCCUGUGGCCCUAGCUGGAAUGCCUUUUGUCUGCAGCUCUGGGCAGUAAAGAGUUACAGCGUAAGCGUACACACAGCCUGCAAUUUAUCUGGGCUAGGCUGCAACCGUAAUCUAAAAACUUCUUUUACUGACGUCUGUCUGAAAAUUGCUGGGUGUACUGGCGAGGGCUUGAAAUGAAAGAGAAAAAUGCAGUCAUAAGGAUUUUCUUUCACGCAACUGGGUGGCUUUAAAAAAAAACCUUCCAUUUUCCCAACUUUUAUUUCGUCUGUUUGUUUGGUUUUUUUUUUUGUUUUGUUUUUUUCCUCCAGUGUAUAAAUACAUAUAUAAUUUUUUUAAAAGUCUGCCUUUUAUUUAUUUUUAUUUGUGUUAAGUGCUUUUUUUUCUGUAAGUGUGUGUGUCUGUAAUGUGUAUAUGUCUCAGUGUUGUAGACUUUUUUCUCCCCCCCAGGCCGUGAAACACGUAAAUUCUCUAUAAAAGCAUUGUCUGUUUUCCAGGGAUGUUGCCAUUUAAAAAAAAGGAUAAAAACAUUUUGUAUCAUUUUUCUGUUCAUACCUCUGGCCCUAGUCAUAAAGUAUUCGAGCACAACCUUGCCUGCUAAUAGUGCUGUUUACUAUAGACUUUUACCAAUUUUUUUUUUUUCUUUUUCUUUAAUAAAUUCUUCUCCCAGUGACUAUAAGUGUACUUUCAAAGGGUUAGGUUAAAGGUAACUUGAUCCUAUAGCGAGUUUCUCUCCACCAAUAAUUCCACCCUCCCACUACCUCCCUCUCCCUCCACCCCUUCCCUCACUUUAUACUUUUUUUUUUUUUUCUUGCUUGCUUUUUUUGGUGCCAGGUUUCACUGGGAUACAGAUAUUUGAAACAAAGUAUUGUGAGGCACCAAAAAGGGGGGAUGUUAGAAGCGAUCCAGGCACACCUAAGCAUGUCUGAAUUCCUCCAGUUUACUUGAUAUGGAAUUUCUCCCCUGCCCUCCCUCCCUUACUGAACAUCAUGAGUGCAUUGUCCUGAUGUUUGAAAAAAGAAUUAUCUAACAGAUUACCUUACAAGUUGAUGAUUCUCAUUCAUUCUCUCUCUCUCUCUCUCUCUCUCUCUCUCUCUCUCUCUCUCUCUCUCUCUCUCUCUCUCUCUCCUUUGUGUUUUUUUUUUUUUAUGCAAAAUUGAAUAGGUAUAAUAAAUUUUUUAUUUAUUAGAAAGUGACGCUUUUGUGGUGGCUUUCUGUUGUCCCUCUCAUUGCAUCCCCCGCCACCUCCAGCUUUUUUUAUUUUAUUAUUGUUCUAGUGCUUCUAAUGGAUAAAUGGCGCCAGGAAAAAAUAAAUAAAUCCAAAUUCAUAGUUGUCUUUGCAAUUGAGCAGAGAGCAAGUCUGCAGUGGAACAAUAAAUGUAUUUCUGCAUGCAAAUACAAAGACUUCCGGUCUCCUCCUUGCUACCACAAACCACAGACUAAUAGGCUUGGUGAAACGUAUAACUCAUCUCAUCUCAGGAGUCAUACCUCUUUAUUACUAAGGCUCCGGCUCAACAUGUUAGAAGCUGUGUGUAAUUCUUUAUGAUAGGUCCUGUUUGGUCUGUCAUUGAAACUGAAAGUUUGCCCUGCAUUCUGUUUUAAUAUGUAUAUUAACAUGAAUGAUGGUUUAGAUAUGUGGACAGUCAUUUUGAGUUGAUAUUAACAUAACAAACAGGGACAUUGAGGAAAUUGUCAUGGUCAAUAUUGUCAAGCUAUGAGAGCUACACAUUUCUGUUGAAACAAAUAAAAUUAAUUGUUGUUUUUCUUUGUGUUUCAACAGAUUCACAACUUCUUCAGGAGUCUGGAGACCCAUCACACUGGUGCGUGGUGGCAUAUUGGGAAGAAAAAACAAGGGUGGGUCGAUUAUACUCUGUCCAAGAGCCCUCCCUGGACAUCUUCUAUGAUCUACCUCAGGGGAAUGGCUUCUGCCUUGGACAACUAAAUUCGGACAAUAAAAGUCAGCUGGUGCAGAAGGUCCGCAGUAAAAUUGGAUAUGGGAUCCAGCUGACCAAGGAAGUGGAUGGUGUCUGGAUUUAUAAUCGCAGCAGUUAUCCAAUCUUCAUCAAGUCGGCCACACUGGACAACCCAGACUCUAGGACGUUAUUGGUCCAUAAAGUGUUUCCAGGAUUCUCCAUUAAAGCAUUUGACUAUGAGAAAGCUUACAGCUUGCAGAGGCCUAAUGACCAUGAGUUCAUGCAACAGCCAUGGACUGGGUUUACUGUACAGAUAAGCUUUGUGAAAGGCUGGGGUCAGUGCUAUACAAGACAAUUUAUCAGCAGCUGCCCAUGCUGGUUGGAAGUGAUAUUUAAUAACCGAUGACUCGGAGACGAGUGGACUUCUGGACGUUUGACUACUUUGCUGCUAAUAUUUCCUUCUGAGUGCUUGCUUCUUCAUGCAAACUUUUUUUGUUUUUACAUUUUAUUUGUUUGUUUUGAGAAAUAGCUUAUGUCAAGAAUUACCUUUUUUGGGGGGCAAGGGAGGGGUUUUAAAAAUUUUAUUUUAAUUGCUCUUCUUAAAGGUAUGAAUGACCUCUCUGAGACCAAGCUGGUGGGAGAAGCAGAACCUCGGAAAUUGAAGACAUUGUUGGCUGUUGUGAUAGACCUUACAUUUUGUAUUGAGUGAUGUCUUUCCAGCGUACUGAAGUGACUGUUUGGGGGGAGGUUUGAAGGAGAAGAAAAGGGGAUAGAAAACACAGAGCAAUAUCAAAAUUUUAGAUUUAUCUAAGAGUGACCACUGUUCUCACCGGUUUCCUUAUAUUUUGGACACAAAUUUUAAGCCACGUUAACGUUUUCCUACAUCCAUUUGUUGGUUACAGAUUACAGAGGCCAUGAUGGCUUUUGCUGUGGCGAAGUUUAAAAUGUGGUUAGAUUUUGGUCCAAUAGACAAAGCUGUAUUGCAGAACGUACCAUAUCAUCCUGAUUUUAGUUCUUGACGUUAGCCACUAGGUCAGCAGUGGUCAAUGAAAAGCUCAUCAGAUUUUGUUGAAAAAUAACUCUCGUUAUCUCUGUAGAAAAACUGUGGACUUUGCAAUUCCUACGUCAGUCCUUAUUUUAUCGCUGUUCUACUUUAGGGUGGCAGAGUGCGAUGAGGGUUCUAUUUCAGCAGCUGUAAAGCAUUUGAUUGACUACUUCUGGCCUGGCUAAUAUGCUCACGCAUGACUGGUAACUUUGCAUUACAAGUUGCUUUCUUUUGAUGUACAGGCACAAACCCCACAUCUGGUAGAGAGUGUCAUGUUUGAGGUGUAGGACAAAAUAUGUGUAUAUAUAUAUAUUUGGAGUCUUGGUUUGCAGUGAUCUGUCCUUUUUAUCGUUAUAAAGACCAAACUUAAAAGCUGCCAACUUCUUCUGCAAGACACUGCCCUCCAGUCCACGUCCCCUAACACGCAGAGUGUCACAAACCAUGCAGACAUUUUAAUUUUUUUUUGGUGGCAGUUCUUCUGGUUUGUUGUUUUAAAUAAAUCAAUGCAGAACGCUGCCUGAUAACAUAUAUUUGCAGGUUGAAAAAUAUAUAUAUUUUUAUUUCCUCUCAAUUUAUGAGACCUUUGGGGCCUUGAUGUACAACGAAAGGGUUGGUGGGAAAAUGAUCAGUGGUGUAAUUUGUGUAGGUUGCCAUUUGUGUGUAUGCUGUGCAGGAUUCUAAUUUAACUAAGAUCUACUUCUCAUCUUCACAUAUGCCAGUACAUUGGAAAAAAUUAAGAAUGCUGUUAAAUUGAGAAGAAUAUGUCAGCAGGACCAUCUUGUAAACAGAUGAGGAAUUACAACUGACAUGUAGAAAUGCUCUGAAAACCCAAGAUUAGUAGUACUUUUUAUUGCACGGCAUACAAACACAUGGCAAUUUACUAAAUUGUGAAAAGAUGGAGAGAUUAAUCUCAAGUGGAAAUUUUCAAAUCAUUCUUUUGAGUGUUAAUACCAUAUCUUAGCAAUUGAGGUUCUGAAGUAGAAGUGUUUAAAUGCAGUGAAAUCUUCCCCACCUUUCCACUUUUUGGUAUGCAUUCUCCCACCCCCAGUGUUGACACAUUACCUUUUUAAUUUGGGAUCUUUAUUUAUUAUUAUUUUUUUAUUUAAAAAAAAAAGCAUUUCCAAUUAUUGUAUAUAGUAAAAUGUAGCCUGGAUAUAGCAAUCUUCAGAUCCUAAAUACAGUUUUUGGAAAUGCAUCUUAUACGGGCCCAGUUUAAAUAACAACAAUGGUCAUGUGAUCUCCUAAUUCAUUCAUAUGUCUGGGAAGAGAAACACAAUGAAACAUACAGUAUUUGCUCAACAGUUUCCUACUUAAAGGUACACAUUAUGCACAGGGAAGGGAUAUUUUUUUUUCUUGAUAUCAUACUUUAAGUAUGAUACUUUUUACAUUGUUCCUAGCUCAAUGAGCAUGUUCAACAUAAGCUAUUUUUCUAAAUAUCGAAGUUUAAACGAACAAGAUGGGGCACUCUUUGGAACUUAAGCAUUGUAGUGCUUUGGAAAAAAAAUGGACUCCUAAAAACUGAGAUUUAUUAAAGAAAUGUAUUUUAUGUUAUAUAUAAAUAUAUUAUUACUUGUAAAUAUCAAAGACGUUUUUAUAAGCAUCAUUAUUUAUGUAUUGUGCAAUGUGUAUAAACGAGAAAAAUAAAAAAGAUGCACUUUGCUUAAUAUAAAUGCAAAUAACAAAUGCCAAAUUAAAAAAAACAAAAAACUUAAUACAUGUCUAGCGUUUUGUUUACU